Molecule: messenger RNA, 6060 nt
Organism: Dreissena polymorpha
Lineage: Eukaryota; Metazoa; Mollusca; Bivalvia; Myida; Dreissenidae
Exons: 14
Coding region: 4551-5738 (395 amino acids)
Source: RefSeq, a predicted model, not a curated record
ACGAAAGUGGUGCUUUUGAUGACUGAUAAUGGUGGAUGAUAAUGAAUGAAUAUGGAAACUGGUGCUGAUGGAACCUCUAUUCGUAAGAAGAUCAAUGGGCAACUGGUGAUGACUGACACGCUAGAAGCCAGGACUAUAAAGGCAAAAGAUGUACAGUGGAUGCUAGCACGGAAAGCAGUCAUUGUAAAAGACGAGGCAGUGGAGCUGUGCAAGCAGAGUGGAGGAAAUUUUAAAUACCAGAAGCACGUAAUGGGAUGUUUCAAAAUUGAAUUUGGCCAGUUAAGAGGUAAGACCUUCAAGUGGCUCCUGGAAAAUUCACCUGGUUAUGCUGGGUUUAUUGUGGCUGACACCGAAAAAAAGGAGCCCUCACACAAUGAGGUGUAUGCGAACAAGAAAGCUCUUAAGAAGUAUAUGGAGCUGUUUGAAGAGGGCGUCCAAAUGAUCAAUUCAAAAAGACAGUCUAAGCCAAAAGAAAAGGUGUCCGCUACAUCAGCGGCUUACAAGGAGAUGACAGAUGAAGAACUGCUGAAAGAGGCACAACAAAUUGAAACUGAGAAAGCUUAUGUUGCAGUAGCUAAUCUAUUUAAAGUAACUGUUACUCCAACAUUAUUCUUCAUUAAUAUUAAAACACAGCAAAAAAAACUUUUUAAAUAAAAAAAAAUAUUCUAAUAAACGUGUACACAAUUAAGCAACAAGUUCAAAAUGAAUGUUCGUUUCUAUGUGGGGAAACAGUUAUAUUAAAAGAAUGGCUAAGGUAAGUAUCUUAUAUUAUGGUGAGUGCUUAUAUCGCAGAAGUGUAAGUAUUUGGUGUGUGGCUUUUCUUAACUUUUUACAUAUUCACACUUUUGUUACUAUUCACUAAUGUACUAUAUCUUUAGCGGUGAGUGGCGUACAAUUUAGAGUACAGCAACCCUUAAAGGGGCCUUUUCACAGAUUUUGGCAUUUUUUAACUUAUUCAUUAAAUGCUUUAUAUCGAUAAAUGUAAACAUUGGAUCGUAAAAGCUCCAGUAAAAAAUCAAGAAUAAAAUUUAAAAAAGGAAAAGAACAUUGCCCUGACCAGGUUUCGAACCAGUGACCCCUGGAGUCCUGCCAGAGUCCUGAAGUAAAAACGCUUUAUCCUACUGAGCUAUUCCGCCGUGUACACAUACUGGACGUAUUUUAUACCUUAUUAAGCAAUCUUCGUAGUUUCACAAAAUUCAACGACAAAAACAGAACUCUCCAAAUUAUUCAAUCGUUUCGCGUUGCAACGCUUUAUAAUUUUUAGGUUUUAAAAUCGUCAAAAGAUGCAUAUAAUGGCUAUAUUAGACCAUGGUAAAUGUUCAGUAUUACUGUUUCCUCACAAAUAUCAUAACUUAAACGAAAAUUUGAGAAUCUGAAACAACUUUUUUCAAUUUUGUCAAUUUACCAAAGCGUGAAAAGAUCCCUUUAAUACUAAUUAUUUUCACCUGUCCUUUCUUUCUGCUUCAACAUUGUUUUUUCUCAAACCAAGUGCAUUCCAUGCUUUAAAUGUUUUACUUCUUACAUGUUAUAUGGAUUCUUAACAUCUUUUGCUUUGUAUCUGCUGAGUUAGAAUUUGUCUUUUAUUACUAGUACAUUUAUUUAAUGAAUCGGUGUAGUGUACAAGGCUGUCACUUGACAUCAAAUACUGGAUACAUGUUAGAACAAACAUAAUUUUUAACAAUGUUUUUACAAAAAGUUGUAUAUUGAAUAUGACAAAACAUUAGCAUCCAAUGGUAUAUUAUGUUUUAAGUGUGUGCACAUCCAUUAAAGAGAAUAUAAAGUCAAGUGAGUGCCUUCGUAAGCUUUAGUCAGGUUUUUUGUUUUGUUUGAUGUGUAGAUAUUAAGUAGUCUAUGUUGUUGUAACAGUAAAUGAUUUAUUUCUUACAUAUUAAGAUGAUGUGAUUUCACUUUACAAUAAUGUUUUAAGUUCUUUUUAAAGUAAUGAUAAUAGGUAAAUAAAAUAAUUAUAAAACAUUGUAACAACUAAUGCUGCAAUUGAUUGUAAUGUCUGUUAAGUAAGACAACAAAUUAUUUAUUGUUGGGAAAUUAAAAAGCUCUCUAACAACAAUUAUUAGAUUGCAGAGAAAACAGUAUUCUUCAAUUUUAAUAUAAAUGCCUUCGAAAAUGUUCUGCGACAAUUUCAGAAAAAACAUCCAGCCAAUUAAGUACUAGUUCAACCUCUGCCACAGCAACACAGCCAUUAGAGCAACAACAAAUUCAUUCAUUUGUGAGAUCAAGCACUUCUGUGUAAUAAAAAAACAUCUUGUUCACAGCCAACUGGGAGCAAACGAGCAGUUUCCAGUGCUCCAAGACAGUCAAUCAGAUAAUUGAUGUUUUCAAGUCCUAAAAAAUCACGCAUUGUGGAAAAGACACAUACACUUACUCUUAAUGAGGACAAAGACGCACCUGUUGCCUCAACUACAACUAGCGCUGCGGACACAACCACUUAUAUCACAGGCAAGUAUCCAAUCUUUCAUGAUGGAAGGAAGUCCUACCAAAAGAAGAUCUGCGGUGGAUUUCUAAAGCCCUAUUUACCACCAUUGUAGAGAAAAGAGGUGAACGUGCCCACAUGUUAACUGAAAGAAUUGACAAGAUGUGAUGGUCACCACCAGAACCACCUUUCCUUGUCAACUCCAUACCUUCUGUGGACCAUUACUUUGGACAUCACAUGUUUUUGUGGAUGCCUCACAAAUUAUGACAUGUCUCUUUGAGAUGUCCCCAUGAAGACUGUGAUAACUCCACACUGAAUUCCGCUGGCAUAUACAACAAAUUGCGUACAGUACUGGAUGUCAGAUCUACAUAUUUGCUGGCAUCUGAGAACCUAAUGUGCCCAUCGUGCAAGCGGAAAGUCAUUGCUUGGAGCCAUAACAUAAUAUCACAGCUGGAUAUUGCAAAGCAACAUGUCUUUCCCUGCAUUCUAACAUCAAUGAAGGCCUGCGACAAAAAGUAGUGCGCCUUUUGCGUGAAAGAGGUCUUGGCAACAGCAGUUACCAGAUCCAGAAGAAGUUGCAAGAACAACAUGGCGAGGAUUGGCUUGAAAGAUCAGCUCUCUACCUGAAUGACUGCAACAAGUUGAAGAAAGCUUCUUCUUCUGGACUUAUAAACAAACUUAGUUGCCAAGAUCCACCUGCCAUGCUUCCAGUUCCACAGUUCCGCUGGCUAAUGCAGGUUUACAUACAGGACGUCCUUUGUCGAUUAGAAGAAAGCAAAGCAGCAAUUACUUGCGUAUUUGGGCGCAUCCUCGAAAUGGACUAAACACGGAAGGUUGUUGGCAAGUUAGCUGGCCCUGCGAAAGGCACUGCGUUCUGGGCCACCAACAUUGGCAAUGAGUAUGGACAGGUAUUGAUGUCAGUCAUCACAGCAGCAGAAGGACAUGGCCUUGCAUCAAUGGCUGAGGGAAUCAUGACCCGUUACAGAGAGGCUGGCAUGGAUAUUCCUCCUAUUGUGUAUGUUGACAGAGACUGUUGUGGGACCUCGUCAGUGCGAAACCUGUUUCAUUGUUGGCAAGGUAUUAACAUCAGGUUGGAUAUCUGGCAUUUUAUGCGAAGAAUUUCAGUUGGCUGCUCAACUGAUUCACAUCCUAUGUAUGGUCUUUUCAUGAACCACUUGAGCAGGUGUAUCUUCAUGUGGGACAGCGGUGACCUGGAACUGUUGAAAACAGCAAAACGUCAGGAAUUAGGCCAAAAGCUGAUGUACCCACAAACUGAUGCUGAUCUGGAGAAGUUUAUCUCCAAAAAUGAACUGGCUCUCCACUGAAGGAGAACAACGCGUGGAUCCAAGGAAACAACAGACCUCAUCUUCAAUCUGUUGAAAAGAUACCAGGAUGCCAAGGAUUCACUCGGGGUUCCCCUUCUGCGGUCAACUAUCAUGCAGUCUGUCUGGGAGAAGCAAAAGCAUCACAUCGCCUGCAUACAAGACCCACCUGGUGUCCAGUUAUACAUUCAAACUAGGACACUUAAGAAGGGUAACACUACCCUGCCAAUGUACCGAUGUGCUAGGGGUUCUACCUCGCUGGAAAGUUUCCACCUUCAUCUAGCACGAUUCAUUCCAGGUACUCUUGCCAAUGAGGUCCUGUUUCAGGCCUAUCUUGUUGAAGGCCUGUCAAGAUGGAACCAGAAUAGGGGUGAUAAUGCUGUCUCUGUGGCAAAAGAUGAGCCUCACUGCUAUAGCCAGCAACUGCGUCAUGAAGUAAACAGACUGAGUUCUGAUGUCCUGGGCAAAAAUCUUACCCUCAUACUCAACCCCACGGAAAUAUACUGGGGAAUGUAUUGGUCUUGAUUACCUGCUCAGUCAGACUGGCAAAGCACUUCAGUAUGCUUCCUUCAUCGACAAAUCUAAAGAGACUGAAUUACCUGACUUGCCAGAUGAUACGGAAAUGGUCACUGAAAACACUGAUGACCUAACAUCCAAAGCCCUUACAGCAGCAACAUUACUUGAGGAAGAAAACAGACCAGUUUGACUGGAGGAGACAAGGCCCAUACUGCCCAUUCUCUCUGAGAAAGUAGAGUGUGCAGUCUGAUCCCAUUGUGUGUCCUGCCACUAGUGCACAGAUGAAGCGCCCUGCUCCUGUUCGUAGAAUGCAGCAUUCAACGGCUAAUAAAGGUUCCAUUGCCUCAUGUACUAUGAGUGAAACAGAUGUCGAGGAGCAUCUGCAAUCCGUAGGACCUGACGGGUUACCUGGUUUCUCCGCCAUUCAGGAUUUGGCUGAAUAUCUGGUUGGUCUUGUGUCAGGCAAUGGCUCUCUCACAGCACAACAGGUUCAACAGGUGCUUGACUUGUGGAAAAACUUGUCUCCGUCUGACAAGCUGCGUACUGUCUUUGAGGCUCGAUUUGAUUCACAGCCUGCGCAUCGAUUUCGAGCGCCAAAGACAAAAUCCACUAUAGAACCUGGUGUACAAAGUACGGAGUGCAGCACACGUGCUCCGGAUUCAGUUCCAGCUGCAAAACCUGACUGCAAUCGUUAUGUUGAGGCCGUGGUACAGAGGUUUUUUGCCAUGUUUCCAUGCUACAGGGUUGUUGACAGGCAGACGGUUAAACGGAUGUCCCUCAUCAUGAACGGAUAUAACAAAAUCCGUGGUACAAUCCACAGCAAUGCCAUAGUGAUGAGGGAGACAAAUAUCCAGCUGCCUUUCUUAAACCAGCGUACCUUACAAGCAUGGCAUAAUGAUCUUAUACGAAAGGAAAAUAAAGAUAUGCUUUCUCAAGGCUUGGAAGAGGGCAUGCCAAGAAUGACAGCUGAAAACCCACUUCUACCAGCUGUCAAAUUCCCAUCCACUCUUCAAGUGGGCGAUAUCAACCCCUACAACUUUUCGUCCCUACCCAACACUUCUGGUAGUGUUCAGCCGAAGAAAAGAAAGUUGAAAACUACCAUUAGUCAAUCAGUGCCAACACCAAUUUUGCCAUCAGUGCCAACACCAAUUUUGCCAUCACCAAUCAAACCCCCACUUAUUAUCCCUAUUGCCUCAAACAUAAUGCCUGUGUCGUUACAGCCAGCCAUGCACCGCCAAACACAACGUUACCGACAAAUUAAAAUUAAGGAAGAGGCUGAGGGAAAAGUUUGCAUAUCAUACCACAAGAUUAAACCGGUCAGGAACUGUAAAAAAUGUGGGGAGAUCAUCUCUAUUGACACACAUGUGAAUUUAUGGGGCUCACUAUAUUGUCCUAAAACUGCCAAGGAAACAUUAGAAGAGUUUAAAAAGAGACGUUAUCUUGAACGGUUUCCUGAUAAGAACACAUGAUAACAGCAGUAAAUACUUAUUCAAUUAUUGUGUUAGUGGGUUUUUUGUGUUACCGGUAAAUGUACAACAAUGUCAUUUACAUUUUGUUCUACUGAUAGUGACAGUGACUUUUGUGUACUUACAAAGUGAUUUGUUUGAGUUUCCGCAAAUUACAUUUACAAUUUCUGUGUUUUCACCACUGAUAGUGACAGUGAUUUCUGUGUUUUUUACCACUGAGAGUGACAGUGAUUUCUGUGUAUUUACCACUGAUAGUGAAAAUGAUUUCUGUGUUGAACUACUAAUAGUGAAAUUGAUUUAUGUGUAUUUACCACUGAUAGUUAAA